Messenger RNA from Sinocyclocheilus grahami, 795 nucleotides. RefSeq names its product glyoxalase domain-containing protein 4-like. The transcript has 8 exons. The coding region runs from base 52 to 795 and encodes 247 amino acids. Lineage: Eukaryota; Metazoa; Chordata; Actinopteri; Cypriniformes; Cyprinidae. The record is from RefSeq and is a predicted model, not a curated record.
AUUAACAGAGUGUGUGAUCAACGCGUUUACAGUGGGAGACUUCCAGAAGUGAUGGCACUAAGAAGAGCACUGCAUUUUGUUUUUAAAGUAGGAGACAGGACCAAAACAGCUACUUUUUACAGGGAUGUCUUAGGAAUGAAGAUUCUGCGUCAUGAAGAAUUUGAGGAGGGCUGCAAAGCAACCUGCAAUGGUCCAUAUGAUGGAAAAUGGAGUAAAACCAUGGUGGGCUUUGGACCAGAAGAUGACCACUUUGUUGCAGAGUUGACCUAUAAUUAUGGAGUGGGUGAAUAUCGCCUUGGCAAUGACUUUCUGGGUCUCACUCUGCUGUCUAGUCAGGCUGUGAGUAAUGCCAAGAGGUUAAACUGGCCUCUAACACAAGUCGAAGAUUCUCUCUACUUGACUGAAGCUCCAGAAGGAUACUGCUUCUACCUUAUAGACAAGGAACAGCCAGACUGUGAUCCUGUCCAGAAAGUCUCCCUGGCAGUGUCUGAUCUACAGUGUUCUAUUCAUUAUUGGUCUGCUCUGCUGGGAAUGAAGGUUAUUGAGAAAAAUGAGGACAAAAAGAUUGCCUUAAUGGGAUUCUCAGAUAAUCAGUGUAAGCUGGAGUUACAGGACAUUGGAGGCGCUGUGGAUCAUGGAACUGCUUUUGGAAGGAUCGCAUUCGCUUGCCCUCGGGAUCAGUUACCAGACAUCGAAGGACUAAUGAAAAAAGAAAAGCAGAAAAUCCUCACCCCUCUUGUGAGUCUGAUUACAAAACCUUUCAGUUCAGUAAGGUUUGUGAGAAACACAUUUUGA